Molecule: messenger RNA, 1845 nt
Organism: Magnolia sinica
Lineage: Eukaryota; Viridiplantae; Streptophyta; Magnoliopsida; Magnoliales; Magnoliaceae
Product: cytochrome P450 71A1-like
Exons: 2
Coding region: 82-1641 (519 amino acids)
Molecular function (GO): heme binding; iron ion binding; oxidoreductase activity, acting on paired donors, with incorporation or reduction of molecular oxygen
Source: RefSeq, a predicted model, not a curated record
UGGUACAUACGUGUGUGGGCCGCUCGCCGCCUACCAGGAAACUAUAAAAAGGGUGUGGAAAACCAGACUCAAGAUCGUAGAAUGUCACUGAUGCAACAAGGCCACGAGAUGAGCUUCACGCAUUCAUUCCUUGUCGCCGUUCUCUUCUCAAUUCUCCUCUUCGUCUUUCUCCGCCACAAGAAAAGAAAACAACCCAACCUUCCUCCUUCACCAUUCAAGCUUCCCAUCGUUGGCAACCUUCACCAGCUCGGCUCCCUGCCCCAUCGCUCUCUCCAUGCGCUCUCUAAAAGGCAUGGCCCACUCAUGCUUUUGAAACUGGGUCCCGUACCCGCCCUCGUAGUCUCAUCAGCAGACAUGGCCCGAGAGAUCAUGAGCACCCACGAUCUCAUAUUUUCAAGCAGGCCAGCUAUUUCCAUGGCCAAGCAGCUCAUGUAUGGAAAAGACCUAGCUUUCGCACCCUAUGGCGAGUACUGGAAGCAGGCGAGGAAGGUGUGCAUCCUCCACUUGUUAAGCACGAAGCGGGUCAAGUCGUUUCGGUCCGUGAGAGAAGAAGAAGUGGCCCUCAUGAUCAAGAAGAUCCAGUCAUCGGCGAUGAUGGGUCCGGUGAACUUGAGCGAGAUGAUCAUCUUGCUCAACAAUGAUAUAACUUCCAGGAUUGCUUUCGGGAAGAAGUAUAUAUUGGGAGCAGAAGGAGAAGAUGGCGGUCACAGAUUUCGUAGGCUGUUUAGGGAGUUUCUGGAGCUUCUGGGAGCUUUCCAUGUGGGUGAUUACUUCCCUCGGCUUGCAUGGAUUAGUAAGUUUAACGGUAUGGAUGAGAGGGUAGAGAAGAAUUUUAAGGAGUGGGAUGAUAUACUUGGUGGGAUUGUCAAGGAUCAUGAAGAUGCAAAGGGAGAUGAUGAUGCUGAUGCUGAUGCUGAUGCUGACGAGGGUAUGAUAGACUUUGUGGAUGUCUUGCUGCAAAUUCGGAAGGAUUGCACGACUGGAAUUACCCUCACACAAGACCACAUCAAAGCCCUCGUUAUGGACAUGUUUGCUGCAGGAACUGAUACAACAUACGCUAUUCUCGAAUGGGCAAUGGCAGAACUCCUAACACACCCAAAAGUAAUGAAGAAAGUGCAGGAAGAAGUGAGGGAGCGAGCAAGAGGACAUUCAAUGAUUGCAGAGGACGAUCUUGUUCACAUGAAAUACUUGAAAUCAGUAGUCAAGGAAGCACUAAGAUUGCACCCUCCGCUUCCGUUGUUGGUCCCACGAGAGUCAAUGAAGGAUGUCAAGAUACAGGGCUAUGACAUCCCAGCAAAGACGAGGGUCAUUGUCAAUGCAUGGACGAUUGGAAGGGACAGUAAAUCAUGGGAACAACCAGAGGAAUUUCAACCAGAGAGAUUCUUGAGUAGCAGUAGCCAUAUAGAUUUUACUGGGCAUGAUUUCGAACUGAUCCCAUUUGGAGCAGGCAGAAGGGGAUGUCCUGGAAUUCAGUUCGCAAUAGCCAAGGUUGAGCUCGUGCUUGCCAAUCUUCUCUAUCAUUUCGAUUGGGAGAUGCCUAAUGGGGCAACUGUGGAGGAUUUAGACAUGUCUGAAUCUCCAGGAAUUACAGUCCACAAGAAAAGUGUUCUUCUUCUCGUUGCAAAGCCCCAGUCAUACUAGGAGAUACUUCUACUUUAAUGAGUUUGUGUUGGUAUUUUGGCAUAUGUAUUAGAAACUUAAUAAAGUUCCGGUCGUGCAUUUGAUACGCAUCAUAGCACUACGGAUAGUGUCGCUUGGAUAUUGAUAUUUUAUCAUUAUUCCAUCUAUGUUCACAAUCGAUGUUUUGUGUUUAAUAAUGACAUUAUGGGUAUAAGUGCAUGUGAA